Molecule: messenger RNA, 441 nt
Organism: Funneliformis geosporum
Lineage: Eukaryota; Fungi; Glomeromycota; Glomeromycetes; Glomerales; Glomeraceae
Source: the annotation of a GenBank genome assembly
AUGAGAAUUGAUCGAUAUGGCUUUAAUAAAAAGAAAGCUGAUGAUCGCAAGGAUUUUUUAAGUAAUUAUGAAACCGGUAUUUACAUGAAUCACGAUGAGCAAGAAAUCACAAUAACGGAUUUUAUAAAGAAUGAUCUUUUUUCGUCGAGCGAUAAUGAACCCGGGGCUGUUUUAGAACGAGCGGCAUAUCAUCAAAAAUUAAGUCCAACGCAUCCCUGGUAUCGUGGGCUCCAGGGUGAAAUUGAACACGAGUACAAAGAAGAUCAUACGACAACUACCGUAGACUUUAAGUUAUCGCCAACAAGUCUAAGAGAUUCUUUAGAAGGAGGGCUUGAAAAACAAGCUCGACCAUCGGAACGUCGAACGUGGUAUGUGUGUUUCGAUGGAUUUGAGAAAUGCCAAAGGAAUUUUACUGAUACAGAUAGUUUAGAAGACAGUUGA